AUGAUGCUUUUUGAUAGGGGCGAUGAUCUGUAUUACUGGGACAAGUCGAAUGUUCAAUUCAAUAGCAGUGGAAUAGAACGACAACAUCGGUUUAUGGGAACCGGAGAAGGCACGCAUGAGAUGCCGGAGAAGCUGUUGGAUCAAUUAACGAAGCGAGCAACCUAUUACAAGGACAAGAUGCCAAAAGAAGUACCGGCAUGUCGUGCUCCUUUACGGAAUGGCAAAUUGUGUCCUAGACGUGAUCUUGUGACGUGUCCUUUCCAUGGCAAGAUCAUCCCACGUGACGAGAUAGGGCGGCCCAUUCGUGAAGAAGAUCAACUUGAGCAGCAAUCAAACACCAGCAAACAAUUAUGGGAGGAUAUUGAGGGAGAUGUGAUGCGACAACAAGGAAAAGAGCAAAUUGAUACCAAGCGCAAGAAAAGGAAGAAACAGCAAAACGACACCAAUUUGAUUGAUAUUCGACAAAAGAAGGAAAACAGCUAUACCCGAUUACAGAAAAAGCUUGAUACGCCAGGCGUACGGCGGAUGGUAGAGGAAGCUGAGGAUUAUGAGCGUAGUAUCAAAUCGAGAAAUAGAAAUGCCAACAUAUGGUAG
This is a messenger RNA of Lichtheimia ornata, 594 nucleotides long. RefSeq lists its product as uncharacterized. Gene Ontology annotation, molecular function: RNA polymerase II complex binding. Gene Ontology annotation, biological process: response to UV; transcription-coupled nucleotide-excision repair. The record is from RefSeq and is a predicted model, not a curated record. NCBI's taxonomy places the organism in Eukaryota, Fungi, Mucoromycota, Mucoromycetes, Mucorales, Lichtheimiaceae. The transcript is spliced from 3 exons. The coding region runs from base 1 to 594 and encodes 197 amino acids. Gene Ontology annotation, cellular component: chromosome.